Cynoglossus semilaevis (tongue sole) is the source of this 3295-nucleotide messenger RNA. Its product is annotated as rab-like protein 6. The record is from RefSeq and is a predicted model, not a curated record. NCBI's taxonomy places the organism in Eukaryota, Metazoa, Chordata, Actinopteri, Pleuronectiformes, Cynoglossidae. Gene Ontology annotation, cellular component: nucleus; cytosol. Gene Ontology annotation, molecular function: GTP binding. The coding region runs from base 394 to 2499 and encodes 701 amino acids. The transcript has 15 exons.
UCGUUUCCAGGUUCUUUUUCUUCUUUAUCAUCAUCUCUUUUUGCAAAGGAAUGUUGCUGCUCCACGUCUGUACUGAUGGAGAAGUGGCAGAGAUGCUUAGAGUGGAAAAGAUGUCUGGACUGAGGGUUCUUCUUCGGUUAAAUAACCUGCUCCAAGGAACAUGGUCAUUGUUUCAAUGGAUGUCGGUCUGAGAAGGACAUUAAUUCAAAUUUAGGAGGAGAACUGAUUGAAGGCCAACAAUUCUUCAUUUGGCACCACAAGCAUGGACGCUUGAGUUCCUGAGCUGUCAGCAACAGGAGCUGUUGCUUAACAAUUUAAAUGAAAAAAAUCACUUCACUUCAAUCCACUUGAACUACUCCUUGUUUCUAAAUUAACCUCUGAAGCCUUGUAAAGAUGUUUUCCGCACUUAAGAAGCUGGUGGGCUCAGAGCCAGGCCAGCUCAGGGAUAAGAAUAUUCCGGCUGGCCUGCAGUCCAUGAACCACAGUCUGCAGAGACGUUUUGCCAAAGGAGUGCAAUAUAACAUGAAAAUUGUCAUCCGUGGAGACAGAAACACUGGGAAGAGCACUUUAUGGCAUCGACUUCAGGGGAAGAAGUUUGUGAAAGAGUACAUUCCAACUCAGGAGAUCCAGGCGACAAGUAUCCACUGGAAUUAUAAAACUACAGAUGAUGUUGUCAAGGUAGAGGUCUGGGACGUGGUGGACAAAGGAAAAAGCAAAAGACGAGGGUACAACUUGAAACUGGAGAACGAGUCCCAAGAGUCAGAUGAAAUGGCUCUGGACGCGGAGUUCCUCGACGUUUACAAGAACUGCAAUGGGGUCAUCAUGAUGUUCGACAUCACCAAACAGUGGACAUUUAACUACAUCUUGAGGGAACUGCCCAAAGUUCCCACCCACGUGCCAGUGUGUGUGUUGGGGAACCACAGGGACAUGGGAGAACAUCGAGUCAUUCUUCCUGAUGAUAUACGGGACCUGAUUGCUGGACUGAACAGACCCAUGGGCUCUUCUUACAUCCACUAUGCUGAGUCAUCCAUGAAGAAUGGCUUUGGACUGAAGUAUCUGCACAGAUUUUUCAACAUCCCCUUCCUGCAGUUGCAGAGAGAGACACUGCUAAGGCAGCUGGAGACCAACCAGCUCGACAUAGAUGCCACCCUGGAGGAGCUAUGUGUCCAGCAGGAGACCGAGGAUCAGAACUAUGAUAUUUUUCUGGAGAACUUGGAGUCUCGCAGUAAGACUGGUCCAGCCAAUGGCUCCUCCUCGGGUUCUCAGUCACCCAUUGUACCUCCCAGUGGAGCCUCCACAGGCAGCUCCAGCCCAAGCACUCCUCAGUCACCGGUCUCCUCACAGAUGCUCCUGCAGUCACCAUCUGCUUCUGCCUCCUCACCUCCACCUCCUACAGCAACAGCAGCCACAAGUGGUGCAGCUUCACCCACAGUUGAGUUAAAGCUGUCUGCUCAGUCUCCAGAACACCAGCAGUCCUUAUCAGCUCCUCAGAAACGUGGCUUCAUGUCCCGCUGGUUUGGUUCUUUUCCUACUCCUGAAGCUUCUGCUUUUGCAGCUGAGGACAUCCCUGCUGCUGCUGCUGCUGCUGCUGCUCCAGUGUGCCCUGCUAAAGUCCAGAGUGUUGAUGAUUUUGUCCCAGAUGAAAGACUGUACAAGGGUUUCCUGGAGGACAGCCUGCCCUCAAAGGCCAAGGUUUCUCAGCCAGCUCCACCUGUGGACAGUGACAGUGACGGUGAAGAGCGAGGAAACCCCAUGGUUUCUCAUUUUCAGGAUGAACUGGAUCCUUAUGACACCAAGCCCAGCCUUCCUUCAUCGACGCUGCCACUCACUAAAGACGUCACUCUGACUAGUGAUGAAGAGGAAGAGAAGCAACCUGUACCACACACUGUCACACUGCACCAGGACCUGGAUAGUGAACCUGAAAACCUGAAAACUCCUGUGAUUCAGGUCACCAAACCAAAGGCAGUAUCUAAAGCUUCAGAUAAUAAUGGUCAGACUGCAGCUCCAAUCUCCUUCACAUUAGUUCCUGCUGCUGAGCAGCAGAACCAACACCAAGGCAAGAAAAGGGGAAACUUACCAAGACUUGAAGACUCUGACACUGACCCUGACCCUGAGACUCCAGUCGCUCAGCAGAUGCUCUCCUUCGUCAUGGACGACCCUGACUUCAAGACAGGGGCAUCGGACACACCAAAAAUAACAAAGGAUAUCUUUCCUGUUAGAGACAAUCUUCUGUCGGAUCUUUCUGGCGAUGACAUGAAAUUACUCAAAGUACCAGAACCUCUGAAAACCAGUGCAAUCUCCUUCAAACAAAAGAACGCCAGUGACCUGUUUGGUCUGGGAAUCCAGGAGAAGGUUCCAGCUGCAAAUGAGAGUAGUGAAGAGCAAGAAGAGAAAGAAAGCAAGAAUUUCGAAGAAAAGAAGAAAAAGAAGAAAAAAAGCAAAUAUGUGAAGUCACUGCUGUUCAUUUUUACAGACACGGCUUUAAUGUUAAAAUACUAAACAUCUGUUCUGUUUCUGUUUCUUUUCAGGAGGAUGAGAAGAGCAAAAAAAAACCCAAACACAAGAAAAAGGAGAAAAAUAACUCUGCUGCUACUGCUGCUGCACGAGAUGAGAAAGACAAGAAGAAGAAGAAGAAAUCAAGGACCAAGAAAACAGAGGUGGAUGAACUAGAGGACUUUCUGGGUGGAGGCACAGGAUCCAUUAAAAGAGAUGAUAAUGACUAUGAAGAACUAUAAAAGAAAACUGUUAAUACGGAAAUGGAGCCACAGAACAUCAAGGGGGACUUUAGAACUUUCUAGGACUCCUGGUUCCUGGAAUCUGAGUGUGAGGACAUGAAGUACCAUCUGAAAGCCAUAUGUUAUAGGCUACAUUGUCAACACUUAGGGAAAACAAUGAAAGACUGGUACGUUUGUGUGUCUCUCUUUGUCUAUAAUACUGAUUCUUCUUCCACUCUUACAGUAAGAAAAGUUAAGAAAGUCUAACAUGUACUGUAAAAAUUGUCAGUUUCCCCACAGAUUCUUCGGUUCUUUGAACUCCAAGGUGGUUUAUUCUUUAUUUUUGUCUGAUUUGAUGACACUCUUCUGCAGAUGAGCUGCUGUAAAUACAGUGAAACUUUAGUCUGAAUGUUUGUGUGGUUGGUGUUAUAAUUAAGAGCAUGGUCAAAGUAACCAGACUGACCAAGUAGAAGCGCGUUUGGUGUUAUUUCCUGUGUUCUGUACGAUAAUGUUUCUCAUCCAGAUGGUUGUCUCUGAAUGUUACCAUUUAACUCACUAAAAAUAAAUUUACAUGAGGUGAA